Messenger RNA from Chenopodium quinoa (quinoa), 1443 nucleotides. RefSeq lists its product as uncharacterized. NCBI's taxonomy places the organism in Eukaryota, Viridiplantae, Streptophyta, Magnoliopsida, Caryophyllales, Amaranthaceae. Bases 1 to 1443 code for a protein of 480 amino acids. The record is from RefSeq and is a predicted model, not a curated record. The transcript has 4 exons.
AUGGCGAUGGGAGAUGAUGAUGUUCCGCCACCACCGCCCCCUGUUGAUCUUGAAUAUCACCUGGGAUCGAGUGAUCAUUCCGGUAUUAUUAUUACCCCAAUUAAACUUCGUGGAGCAAAUUAUGAUGAGUGGUCUAAGGCUAUGCGAAGGGCGUUGAUUGCUAAGAGGAAGUUUGGGUUUGUGGAUGGCUCGAUCAAGGAGCCUACUGCCGAUUCUUCACAAAGGAAGCACUGGAUAGCAGUUAACUCCAUGCUCGUUUCUUGGAUUAGCAACACGUUGGAUGAUUCGGUGCGUUCCACCAUUGGAGACUAUGACUAUGUGAGGGAAUUAUGGCAAUUAGGUGAUAUUAGAGAUGAAGAUUACCUACAUUAUUUUUUGAUUGGCCUAGACGAUCCGUAUAAGGAAAUCCGGUCUCAAUUGUUGGUGCAACACCCUUUGCCUCAUGUGGACAAUGCGUAUCAAGUGGUGAUAAAUACCGAGAGACUUCAGACUAAAGAUGGAAAGGUAAAGGAGAACGUUAUGGCGUUUAAGGUGGACUCGCGUGUUAAGUCGACUGACAGUGAAAGCCCCUUUUGCACGCACUGCAAUCGGGAAGGCCAUGACAAAGAGGGGUGUUACCAAUUGAUCGGGUUUCCCGAAUGGUGGGACGAGAAUCGCAAAGGAGGAAGAGGACAGGGCAGAGGUGCUCGUGGGGGUAGGAGUGGUGGUCGUGGUGCUAGUGGAGGACGCAAUAAUACCUCUACGAGCACUACACAUCGUGCCAAUGCUGUACAUGGAGGCGUGAACAACAAUAGUGCAGCAAGCAACAAUCAAAGUUCCUCCACUCAAGGCCUCGCAAGUGUGACGUCCGAUCAGGCUCAACAAAUUAUUGAAUUACGGAGCAAUAAAUCUAAGUCUCGCUUAGAAGGUAAGAAUAAAGUCCUGUGGAUCGUUGAUACCGGAGCAUCUAAUCAUGUAACAAAUGAUUUGUCGAUUAUGAGAAACGUUAAAACAAUUCAAAAUUGUCCGGUGGGAUUACCGGAUGGUCAAACAGUGAACGCGAAUCAAUUGGGUUCGGUUACACUAGAUGGUGGUCUUGUCAUUGAUAAUGUCUUAUUUGACCAGUCGACAAGGAUGGUGAUUGGCGUGGGUGAACGUGAAAACGGACUUAAUUUUUUCCGAGGUGUGCCGCAAGUGAAGGUGCUAGCAGUAGAUUGUGUGGUGGAUCUUUGGCAUCAACGCAUGGGUCAUCCGUCGGAGAAAGUAUUGAAGUUGCUUCCACCUUCGGAUGAGCCUUUGAGGUUGAGAUUAGGUGAGGAGAUGAUUGGUGUAGGUAAUGAAGAUGAUUUUGAUGAGUUCGAACAGUGGAGUAUGGGUGACUUACGAGGGGUGGAUAUUGAAGGUAUGGAAGCAGAGGGAGAUGGAGCACCCAGCGGGGGUCCAUCGGCAGCUAGCCGUGAGUAG